CUGUCUGUAAUCAAGUAAGCUCCUGCGUGUUGGUACGAGAUACCGUAGCUCUGUUGGAGCAAUUGCUCCUGGAUUGAUGCCAUAAACGCUUUCUGUUCUUCUUGGCCACCCCUAAAACUCUUCUUUCCAUCCAUAAUAACAAACCCUGACACGUAAUUCACGAGACAACCGCGUGCGACAUGUCAAACAAAGAAGCCAAUGCCGAGGCGGCGGCAGCGCACCUGGCCCUCAUAGAACAGCUCGACAAUCACUCAGUCCACAAGUCCUUCCGCAACCCGUCUUGGAAGCCUAACCAGCGGCGAAACAAGAACAUCAAGACGAUUCUCGGCGAUGCCUCUCGCAAGGAGGCAUCCCUCAACGCCACCCCACACGAUCAUAGCGGCGCAGCCACACCAGGCGCCGACGACGGCCUUUCCACCAGUGGCCAGUCGACACCAGCCGCAAACGGUGGUAGCCUACAGCCGAACCUCGCUCAGGCGUCGAGGAGUCUGAGCAAGCUGGUGCUCGAGAAGAAUCUCAGAUCAGCCGCUUCUGGACAGCCGGGGCCCUCCGCGCCGAGUGCUACGUACACCAACAUCGAGAGCGCCCCGAGCAUGGCUCCUAUGAAGCGCUACUGUGAUAUCACCGGGCUACCGGCGCCAUACAACGACCCUAAGACGAGGUUGAGGUACCACAAUAAGGAAGUUUUUGGCAUCAUCCGCGGCCUCCCAUCGGGAGUUGCCGAGCAGUUCUUGGAGGCGAGGGGAGCUCACACGGUGCUCAAGUAAAGAGGAAGGAAUAUGUACUUUUCUGGGGCUUGGCGUUUAGGAGUAAGGCGCAUUACAUGGCCGAUAACACAUGGGGUGCCUCAUUCAACUGUGUAUUUCUUGUCUUCUCUUAAUCUAUCUACCAAAUGAGUUCAGGGGAGCAUUGUCCGACCAACAAAGUCAAGCCUCAGCUAUACACCUGUCACCUUUCGAUGACAGGAUGAAAAUUGACGCUCCGGCUUAAUCGUGGUCAAGUUCUGUUCUAUGCCUGUAUCAGACAGACCACCGAGGCGUUGCAAGAAACGACCCUCAGUUACCAUAGCUAAAAAAGCUAGGCCGCCGCGGCAAAAUGGUGUAUAUAGCCAUCAACUUGAUGGGUUGCAAAAGGUUCAUUGCCUGGGAGCCUGUAUGUGUACUUCGUAUGUACACCUUUACUAGGACCCCGAAUCAAAUCCGGAUCGCCACGCAUUUCCCCC
Messenger RNA from Pyricularia oryzae 70-15, 1222 nucleotides. RefSeq lists its product as uncharacterized. The record is from RefSeq and is a predicted model, not a curated record. Gene Ontology annotation, biological process: chromatin remodeling. The coding region runs from base 180 to 767 and encodes 195 amino acids. Gene Ontology annotation, cellular component: Ino80 complex. The transcript has a single exon. Lineage: Eukaryota; Fungi; Ascomycota; Sordariomycetes; Magnaporthales; Pyriculariaceae.